Messenger RNA from Paraphaeosphaeria sporulosa, 2645 nucleotides. RefSeq lists its product as uncharacterized. The coding region runs from base 179 to 2503 and encodes 774 amino acids. The record is from RefSeq and is a predicted model, not a curated record. The transcript has 6 exons. Lineage: Eukaryota; Fungi; Ascomycota; Dothideomycetes; Pleosporales; Didymosphaeriaceae.
CCAGCCCCGCCAGCUCACACUCACUACCCAAUUCGUAAGCCCACCUUAGUACAUACAUAGUCACGCCUCGUGCCGCUGCGCUGCGUCCUGCGUUUGUUUGAGUCCAGCCUUUGCUUUGCUCGAGCUCCAGGCUACGUAGCAUUCGUUCAACCUGCGUAGCGUUCCUUCGCUUUUAACUAUGCGGAACGUUUGGUCAUUGCUGGCCGUUGCCGGCUUGGUCGUUGCUCAAGGUGAAUACGGAGGCUCAUCAUCUACCAUUGCUUCCUCGCCUGAUGGCUACGUGGUGCCUUCUUCAACGCCCAGUGCCAGUGCGACGCCGUCGCCAACCUCACAACCUCCCCCGAAUGUAUCUUACUCUGAGGGAGGCUACGCGACCGAGGCUACGACUCCUGGAUAUGUCGCUUCUCCUCCCCCUGGGUACGAGACGUGCGCGCCGGUGACAAUUAUUACUACAACCACAAGGACACCCAAGCCUGUCACCAUCACUUCCACGACAACGAGGACUCCAAAGCCAGUGACCAACACCGUCACAACCACCCAAACACCGAAGCCGGUCACAAUAACGACUACAAAGACGAAGCCGGUCCUUAGUACUCUUACCCAGACCAAGUGGAGCACAACGACUUUCUUCGAUACCGUCACUUUCUGGAGAAACUCCACCACGACCUCGACCGAAACUACUACAUGCACUGAGACUGAAACGACGACUGUUGAUCACACAACGGUGGACCUCGCGACGUCCGUCUUCACUAGCUUUAGCUACAUUACGUCAACCUCCACCUCGUAUAUCACCUCGUGGUACUCAACGACAUUCUCUGAGACCAUCACCUCGUGGAUCUCCACUGUCAUCACAGUCCCAGUGACAAUUGUAGAGACCCUCAGUAUCCCAUACACUGUAACCGACGUGCACACCACUUCGGUGCCUUACACUGUCGAGACUACCGUACCCGGACCUACCCUGACGGUUCCUGGCCCUACUGAGACCGUCGUUGGACCUACACAGACCGUUCCUGGGCCUACUUCUUUCGUCACUGACGUCGAAACUUCAAUCAUCACAGACGUUGUGACUUCAAUUGUUACUGAUGUAUCUACCGAAACCGUCACUAGCACGACGAUCAGCACGAUCCUGAGCACGAUCACGCUCCCGCCCGAGACAGUGACGACGACCUUCACUCUCCCCGGUACCACGGAAACCAUCACUCUCCCCGGCACCACGGAGACCAUCACGCUCCCCCCUACCACGGAGACCGUCACUACGACCUUGCCAGCUGUCACCACUGUGUCGACCAUCUUCUCGACUGUCACGUUCACCUCCCUGCAGCCAACAACUGUCCUCGUCCCGACAACGUUUGUCACUACGAGCCCGACAACAAUUAUCACAACAGUUCCGACUACGAUUGACCGUACCAUCACACCGUCAUCGUCCUCCCCAGGAUCUGUCUUGUGCUCCAGGCAAUGUCUCAUCGAUGUCACAGCUAGUUUGGUGGCCUACCCAUUCGCUGUCACCACUCAGACGUCGCUCGUCACCCUCACCACUGUGAACUACUACACAGAUGAAGGUGGCUCGCUAGUAGGCUCAUCUACGACUAUAGGCCAGCUUGGGCCGACCUCGGAAUUGACAUGGACGCACAAGGGGAACACCCUUACUUAUCCGACUACGUACGCUGCCUACGAGACGUUCUCGCAUCUGGAGGUCACUGCCAUUGCCUCGACCUGCUUUACUCAAACCUCGAUCUUGUCUGGCAUAGAAACUACUGCUAACCCCACUUUGCUUGUGCCCAUUGCACAGAUCACCGACUCUUCCUCUGUUCCGCCGAUUGUCGUGGAUUAUCUGAAUUCCAACACUGCUGUCGCUUCACAAAUUGGUCAGACUAUCGACACUGGGGCUUGUGAUCCUAUUGUUGGAGGCCCUGCGACUCCGACACCCACCGUUACUGGUACUAUUACCACCUACGCAUCCCGAGACUCUUUGGAGACUGAGGUCAAUACUGUACCGGCCUUCUCACAAAUUGUCACCUCAACCGCAUCCCAAGCUCCUCCCACGACUAUUAUCUCGACUGCGCCAGCACCGCCUCAAUCGACAGUCGUAUCAGUGGAACAGCCAACUGUCACCGUCACACCCACGGUCGUGACCUCCACCGCGGAGCCUACAACGGUCACCGCACCGGUCCCCAGCAGCUCCGUGUCAUCGUUUUCGGAGGCCCCCUCCGAAUCCCCUUCAGAGACUCCCGAAUCCUCCACGCAGGCGCCAAGCACCUCGGAGGUCAUUCCCUCGAGCACAGAAGAGAUUUCUUCUCCUCCGGCGUACACGCCUCCGCAGUAUACAACGAGCUUCUCCAAGACAACAACCGCCGCAAACACCACCAGCUACGGCACCGCGCCGCAGUCCAGCGCAAGCCAGCCGGCGUACUUCCCUGGCGCCGCAGCCAAGAUUUCCAAUGGGUUGGGUAGCGUGGCAGCCGGGUUGCUCGGUGCCGCGGGUGUCGGGUUGGGACUGAUAUGAUGAGGAGGGUGUGGGAUUCGGAUAAUUUUAAUGUUUGAUGCUUUAAUGAAAAGGAAAUGGAAUCGACGGCAAUGUAUGCUACGCUUCUGAUGGUGGGCUUAAUGAUAUUCCGAGAGAGUUGGAGAGUGAUCUCAUCGCUUUG